Molecule: messenger RNA, 576 nt
Organism: Eremothecium gossypii ATCC 10895
Lineage: Eukaryota; Fungi; Ascomycota; Saccharomycetes; Saccharomycetales; Saccharomycetaceae
Product: AEL103Wp
Exons: 1
Coding region: 1-576 (191 amino acids)
Biological process (GO): fungal-type cell wall organization
Cellular component (GO): fungal-type cell wall
Molecular function (GO): structural constituent of cell wall
Source: RefSeq, marked provisional
AUGCAAUUCAAGACUACCGCCCUUUCCACCCUUCUAUACGCUGCUGCGUACGUUGCCGCGCAGGAGGAGAACUCCUCUAGCUGGACCACCUUGUCGCACACCGCCACCUACACCGGCGUUGCUGUGACGGACUACGCCACGACAUUUGGCAUUGCCGUGCAGCCAAUCACCACCAGCGUGUCCGAGGCGCCAAAGGAGCACAAGGAGAAGCCUACCAGCACCUGCGACGGCCCAGUCGCGACCGCUAAGCCUGAGAUCGACGUCAAGGUCAGCGCCUGCGCCAACGAGGGCACCCUACGCAUGACCUUGACCGACGGGAUCUUGUACGACGGCCGCGGAAGAAUCGGUGCCAUCGUUUCCAACAGACAGUUCCAGUUUGACGGCCCACCACCACAGGCUGGCUCCAUCUACGCCAAGGGUUGGGCCCUAACCGAGGAGGGCAACUUGGCCCUAGGUGACAGCGACGUCUUCUACCAGUGUCUGUCCGGCAACUUCUACAACCUAUAUGACCAGAACAUCGCACCACAAUGCUCUCCAAUUAAGCUCCAGGCAAUCAAAUUGGUCGACAACUGCUGA